AUGGCUAACCAAUAUUCAAAAAGACUUGUUCACAGGCCCAGGAAUCCUUUUGAAAAAGAUCGACUGAUUAAAGAAAUGCAAAUUGUAGGAAAAUUUGGAUUAAAAAAUAAACAUGAGCUUAGGCUUGUAGAAAAAAUUUUUGCUAAUGAUAAAAAAGAAGCCCGUCUGCUUCUUACUUCUUUAAAUAUUGAAGAUCUUUGUAUUAAUGCUAGAAAUUUAUUACAUAAAUUAUGCACUAAUGGAGUUCUUAGUGGAAUUGAUUUGACUUCUAAGGAAGAAAUCCACAAUGGUCUUAACAGUAUUUUAGAUUUAACUAUUGAUAAUUAUUUAGAGAGAACAUUACAGUACAGAGUGUAUUCUGCAGGACUAGCCAAGUCUGUUCACCAUUCUAGAUGGUUAAUUACUAAAGGACAGAUUAGCAUACAAGGAGUGGUAAUUAAAAGGCCCAAUUAUGUUGUUAAAGCCGAUGAAGAAGCAUUCGUAGAAAUUACAUCAUAUUCUUGGUCUAACAAUACUAAGAUUACUAAAAGUCAAAAGAAAAAAGCUAAAAAUGGAGAUGAAGAAUAA
Vairimorpha ceranae is the source of this 567-nucleotide messenger RNA. RefSeq names its product 40s ribosomal protein s9. Gene Ontology annotation, biological process: translation; positive regulation of translational fidelity. Gene Ontology annotation, molecular function: rRNA binding; structural constituent of ribosome. Gene Ontology annotation, cellular component: small ribosomal subunit. The record is from RefSeq and is a predicted model, not a curated record. The transcript has a single exon. The coding region runs from base 1 to 567 and encodes 188 amino acids. NCBI's taxonomy places the organism in Eukaryota, Fungi, Microsporidia, Nosematidae.